Monosiga brevicollis MX1 is the source of this 4287-nucleotide messenger RNA. RefSeq lists its product as uncharacterized. Lineage: Eukaryota; Choanoflagellata; Craspedida; Salpingoecidae. The coding region runs from base 1 to 4287 and encodes 1428 amino acids. Gene Ontology annotation, molecular function: protein binding. The transcript has 11 exons. The record is from RefSeq and is a predicted model, not a curated record.
AUGGCCAAGGCUUUGGUUACCCGCUUCAACCCGAGGCAAAAGCAACAAGAGAAUGUCACCAUUGAAGCGCUGGCUCUCGUCCCCUGGAGCAAGCGCAUGGGUGACCCCGUACCAGAGGUCGCAGCCUUGAAGACCAUUGCUCACCUGGACAGCCACUACCGCCUCUGGUGCUGCCUUGAUAAUGGUGCCAUUGAGAUUGUCCUGCCCAUUAGCGGCCGUCAUGACAACACCAUUCAAAUACAUUCCCAGCUCAUUACCGCCAUCCUUUACCACGACGGCUAUGUCUGGACCGCGGCCUAUGAUGGAACCAUCGCCGUGACCAAUGCCCGCACCCACAAAAUCCUUGACAAGCUCAAAUUUCACUCCGACGCCGUCUCGUGUGUGCACAAGGAUGACAAGGGCCGCAUCUGGUUCGGAUCCCUAAACGGGCAAAUAUCCUGCUGGGACCUCGUGGACCCUGCAGGCCGGAACCCCGAAGUUGUGGCGGUUGUCAAUCUCGAGGCCUCGGAAGUGCGGGCUGCUCUCAAGGAAAAUGAGCAGCUUCGCAUUUAUAGCCUUCGCUACCACCAAGACAAACUCUGGUUGGCCGCCGGCAGCACCAUUGUGGUGUACGACCUGCAACUGCACCGAGCCAUUCUACAUCUACCCCACGGCAUUGUACCGGCCCCGGCCACCCCAAACACAUCCUCCACCACCAGCCACUCUGCCCAUGCAGCAGACUUGUCCUCUUACACCUCAUACUCACAGCGUGCCUCGGCUUCCACCGACCUGGACUCGCUGGCUGCUCUCAGCAUGGCCGACACCAUGUCUGUCGGCAGCAAUAUGAGUAUGGCCUCGACGACUACGACAAAGUCCAUGCCCGCUCCAGAGGACGAUUCCAUUCACCCAGCUGCGCUCGUGGCCUCGGCCAUCGAACAACAUCAUCAACAGCAACAGCUGCACCAGCACCAGCAACACUUUCAACCUGCUUUGCCCCACCAACACCGCCCGCCCAUGACCAACCGCUCGCGCGCCGGUUCAAACUCUAGCAAACUCAAUGCUGCCGCCCAGCGGGCUAUCAAGUUGCUCUCCAACUCUAGCAGCAACGAUGGUCGAUCCGGAAGCGAUUCGCGCCGUGGCUCCAUGCCGGCGCUCUCCAGCAACCGCGGCACUCUAUCACCCACCGGCAGUCGCAACCGGCCUCUUUCUCCGAACCGCUUGUCCCCACACCCCGCCGGCAACGGGGGUCCCAGAGAACGCAGUAACUCCCUCUUUCGUGCGCGCGAGCGAGAGCAACUCGGUUUUCCUGAUGCUGCCACUGCCAGUGGCCCCGUAGCUCAGGCCAACGCCUUCUUACGCCGCAUGAAAUCGGCCCGAGAGCACCAACGGCAACGUUCAGAAGCGCAGCCCACCGUGUCCUCCGGCCGACCCCCCAGUGGAGGCUCGGUGAGCUCCCUCGUCCUCCCAAACACUUCGCGCCCCUUGGCUGUCGAGCGCCCCCGUUCCGGAAGUACCAAGGCCGGCUUUGCUCCCUUUUCCACCGCCGGCGUUGUCUCCUCGGACAGUGGCCUAAACGCCGAAUGGAAGCCCAUUCAAGCUGAGCGCUUUGCCCGCUCGGCUGAUACGAGCCCGCUCAAGAUGCCAGUGCGUGACUCUGGUGUGGGCGAAUCCAUGCCACGCCCUUCUGCAGCGCGACCCCUCUUGCCCGACCUGAGCCAAGCCACCCAUCCACGGCUCAGCACACUGACGAGCGCGAGUAGCAAUCCCCCCGGUGCUAUUUCUGCUCUGCCAUCGCCACACUCCGUCGUCUCCGUUUUCGGCGAGGAAGAGGCACCCGCGGCCCAGGAAAGCAAGCCUUGGGCCAAGGAUCGCCUCCGUAAAAUUCUCGGCUUUCAUGGCGGUGGCGCUGCCACCCUUUCACCUGAUGAGCUUCCACGCUUCUAUCGCCGUGGAGCCAAUCUGGACGGUGAGGAUUGCCCGACGCCACCCUCGUCCGUGUCCAACAAGAAUUUGGUCUACCUGGGCAGCUCCUACUCGUCAUUCGGCUCGCGCCGGAAUGGUGACACCCGCCACAUGACAGUGGCUGCGCAUUGCCUGGAGCUCGGCGUGAACAACGAUCUUUGGACCGGCUGUGAAAACUUGGGCAUGGUCCAAGUCUGGAGCUUGACGGACGGCAACAUGAUCUGGGAGGUCCAUGCCGAUUGUGGUGGCAUCGUUGUCCUGCGCCUCAUCACUGGACGCAUGUGGGCCGCAUGUGCCACUGGCUCCCUCUUGGUAUGGGACGCGGUCACCUACGAGCCUUUGCAGGAGAUUGAUGCACACGCCGAUGCCGCACGCUUCCUGCUGCCUGUCAGUACCGAUGUCCUACUCUCAUCCGGCGCCUCACAGGACGGCACCAUCGCUUGGUGGCAACUUUUGGCGCCAGGCCAGCAGCUGUCACUUGCGCACUUUUCGCCGUUUGAAGAGGAGCCCGUGGAUGACGGCAAGAGCCGCCAUGCCUUUAUGGCAUACAACCGCUAUGGCUUUGCAUUGGAUACCUUUUUGCGUAACGAAGAUGGCUCUUGGAUGUUGAUGCUGGACGACGAACUGCCCCCUAGUGCGCAGGCCACGAUCACGGCGCGCGAGCACCGAAACAGCAGCUGGUUACAGCUCUUGGCAGACCACCCCAACUUGGAAGGGGUCUCUGAAGACUCACAACUGACCACCUGCGUUGCCAAUGGCGUCCCGAAUCAACAUCGGAUCAGUGUGUGGUCGGUGUUGCUCAAUCGUUGGAUUGGGCAGGAGCGCGCCGCGCGUGGCGGCAACUAUUACAACGAGCUCUGCCGUCGGGGCAAGAGUCCUUGCGAUGCACAAAUUAUGCUCGAUCUGCCACGCACUUUUCCCCACAAUCGCUUUUUUCAGGAUCGUCGCCGUCGUGGUUGGCGUUGUCUUCGGCGUGUGCUCAACAGCUUUGCGCUGCACAACGCUGAAAUUGGCUACUGCCAAGGUUUCAAUUUCAUUGCCGCCUUUCUGCUACUCUUCUUGCCGGAGGAAGUGGCUUUCUGGGGCAUGGUCGCUUUGAUUGACCACAUUAUGCCUGUGGGCUACUAUGUCGAUCCCAUGAUCUCGCCUCGUGCAGAUCAACGCGUCAUGGUGGACCUGGUCCAGGUUCAUCUUCCUGCGCUGGGCGCCCGAUUGGCCGAGCUCGAAGUGGAUCUGUCGCUGGUGACCUUUCAAUGGUUCUUUGUAAUGUUCGUGGACAUGUGUGACACUGAGCUGACUCUACGCUUGUGGGACUUGAUCUUUGUACAUGGUCACAACGUGAUUUUCCGCGUGGUCCUGGCAUUGCUCAAGCUGCAUGAAGCGCAGCUGCUGCAGAUGGAGGAUCGCCAGGAAGUUUACAUGCGCCUUCGGCGCUUGGGCUAUGAUGUUUCAACGCAUUUGGACACCAUCAUCGAAUUGGCCAUGAGCUUACCGCUGGAUGACCAGCUGAUUGUGGAGCGCUUUGAUGCGCAUGUGGAGGCCAUUAGUCAAGAGGAACAGGACGUGCUGCGCCAACGGAAGUCCAAGAACGCUGUGAACGCAGCGGCUCCACCCUUGUCACCUGGCCUUCCCGGCUCCACCCCCGCAUUUCCCAUUGCAGGCUCGGUUCCAGUUAGCGCUGGACCCAACGCGGCGGCUCAGAGUGUUGUUGUGCACGGUGGUGCAAGUCGGGACGGCCAAUUAGAAGAUGGCAGCCAUGGUGACAAUGACGCACAAGUGGCAUUGCCGGUUCCCUUUUCGUACGGUGGGCCGGCAGCAGCCGAUUUGAUUGCAAUGGCCAUGCAAGCGCGUGUGCAGACGACGACGAUGCAGCGCAAUCGGCUGCAUUCUGAAACGGACACGGGCCACCUGACGGUGCUUGGUGAUGAGCAGGUUACACCCGACCUGGCCAACCUGGACUUGCCCAAGUCGCAGCCGAUGAGCCUGCACGCCGCGAUGGACGUGGGUGGGGCUGCACCUGCCGGCAAGGUUGCAGUUUCGCCGGAUUGGACCCCACAAGCCGUGCGGCGUCACCACCUUGACUCGUUUGAUUCGUGGACCGACAGCGAUGACCAACGCAGCGGUCAUUGGUCCGGUGAUCAGCGCAGCGGCGAGCCAGCUGAUUCGCACGUCAUGUUUCGGGCGGGCGUGGAGCGAAGCACGACCGUGGUGCCGACUGCAUUUUCGCCUGCCGCUGUACCGGGCCGUCGGGAUGACCACCAUAGCCCUGUACCGGACGAUCUUGCCAAUCUGACUCCUUCCGGCCCUGAUUCGCAUGCCGACGACCUGGAGCAGCUCUCCUUGUAG